Messenger RNA from Capsaspora owczarzaki ATCC 30864, 1979 nucleotides. RefSeq lists its product as hypothetical. NCBI's taxonomy places the organism in Eukaryota, Filasterea, Ministeriida, Capsasporidae. Gene Ontology annotation, molecular function: protein kinase activator activity; molecular adaptor activity. Gene Ontology annotation, biological process: autophagy of mitochondrion; activation of protein kinase activity; piecemeal microautophagy of the nucleus. The transcript is spliced from 4 exons. Gene Ontology annotation, cellular component: phagophore assembly site; Atg1/ULK1 kinase complex. The record is from RefSeq and is a predicted model, not a curated record. The coding region runs from base 133 to 1884 and encodes 583 amino acids.
CAUUCAUUCUUCUCAGUCAUUUUUCUUCAAUCCUUCGUUGCGGCUUUUUGUGUGCGAGGUGUUGGACGCUGAGCACGUUUGUUUUGACCGCCCCGUGCUCAGACUUGCUUAAUUUAGCAACCGUCAAUUGACAUGUCUGGCGGCUCGCGGCUGGACGAGCUCGAUCAGCGAGCAACGCAGCAUCUCAGCCACAGCGAGCGUCAUCUCGAGACUGCGCGACGGGAGCUCCUCCAGUGCGUGCAGUCAGCCGAGCAGCUGAAGGCGAAUGCGAGCAAGCUGAUGCAAGUCAUCACGGGCGCAGACCAGCAGAUGGGAACGCUGCGCACGGUUGUCGAGCAGCUGCACGACAAGCGAGCCAGUCUUGGCAACGAGUACAACGCGCUGGCAGAGCGCCGCGAUCGAGUCUACGACGAACUCGCAGACAUUCUCACUGUGCUGCAAUCAAAGGCUCUGGACGAAAAGCUGCAGGUGCAGGUGCCGCUGGAGCAGGCAAUAGCAGAAUCGAUGAACCUGGGAAUCUCUCAGCAGGAUGUGCGGCUCCCGCUUUCGCCAUCAUCGGCAAACCCACAGACAUUGAAGGACUUUGUGGACAUGGAGUCGGUGGCGAGCUUGCAGCGCGAGCUCGAGGCACGCUUGGACGGCCUGCUCCUCGUUGUCAACCAGUGGCGCAGUGUGUACGAGCAAGUCGAAGCAGCGCUCACGACACUGUUGCGCCAGCAUGCAGCGUCCACGCUGCGUGCCACCGAGGCGCACAAAGCGGUGACUGGGCCGAUGGGCAGUGGGCCCUCCAGCCUAUCCGCGUCGUUCAGCACGGCUUCUUCCGUCGUCGCGUCGACCGUGAAUAUUGCCAGCGCGUCCACCGCACGAUCGCCAACUGCAGAGCAAUCGUCUUCUGCAGUGCCCGCCGCUUCAGAUGCCUCCGUUACACCUGCUGCUGCUGUCGUAGCAGCGACAACGCUACAACUAGGGUCUGAUUCGAGCCGGUCGGACGCUCAUCUGGACGCAUCCAUCGCCCUGGCCAAUGCGACCUCUGCCUCCUCGUCGCCAGGAACAAAAGCGCAACCGUCUCAAGUCGAGCACGCCGUGCAGCGCGCCCAGCAAAUCCUGGCUGAAAUCGCCACUCUGGUGCUCAAAGUGCGCAACAUUUGCCGGAACGUCUCCGAUGAGCAAACUCUGGCGUCUGCUCGGUACAUUCCAGGUGUUGUCGACACCUCGGACGCUGAUACGGUCAGCAAACUUGCAGCGCAAGUGGACCAAGUGCCCGAGAUGCUUUCAGCGAUCGAGACAGCUCUUGUUACUCUCAAAGCAAGCAGCACCACAAUCGAAAACCUCGGCGUGCGCGUGCGAAACGCCAAUCAAGCUCUGACCUCCUUGCUGACAGAGAUUGACUCGUUUGGCGGGUCAUAUCUCGGCGAGACGCUCAAUAGUUUGGAGAUGCUGGCAGAAGGGUUUCGCCAACAGACCAUGCAUUGCCAGGAGAUGAUUGAUGAGAUUGCGCAGCUCGUCGACUGGUACCGGCGCUUUGCUGCGGGCUACGACGCCUUGUUAAUCGAGCUUCCCAGGCGCCGCGCGGAGCUGGCCCGCCAGGUGCAGGUUGUACAGCGCAUCAACCUUGCGCUCGAGCAGAUGGUCAUGCGCGAAGAGGACACUCGCGCUGCCUUCAUGGAGACAUUUGGCCAGUACCUCCCGCCGACACUCGCGCACACUGUAGCAGAGCCACCACCAGCGUUCCACAUUGAGCCUGCGCAGGUCACGUCCAACAUUCCACCUCUGAGAACGCCGCCAGUGACGGUGGUCGAUGCACUGCAGAGGCGCCGUCCAGACUCACCCGAUGCUGCUGAAGCGGAAAUCGCAAACCUUGUCAGCAGCCUCAAUCCACCCUAAGUGCCUGGUUUUGUGCCUUCCCCCCGAGGUCAAAGUAUCGUAUGGCUCAGGAAAUUAAUACAGUUUUCUCCGUGGAAGCAUUGCUGAAACAAGCU